AUGCCCAACAAGAACUUGGCUCACAGCGACAAAGUGAUCGACGCCAUCAAGUCGGAGGUCGAGAAAGAUUGCCCCGACAUCGUCUUCUGCGCCAACAUCCUCACCGUUGCCAUCAAAGACUCCGUCCACCUUCUCAGAAGAAGAGACUAUAGCUCCGAGGGCCUUACUUUACCUGUAAAUAGGAACAACUUGAGAGCUACAACUCUACUUGCCGUGCGUAUAGAGGAUAGAGAGGGGAGAAGGAGAAUGCAUGGAGGAGAGAGAGGGAAAGUAGGGAGGAGGGACAGUAGAGAAGGAGAUGGAGAGAGAGAAAGGAGAGAUAGAGAUCUUCUAAUGAUGCCGUAUUGGCGGUUUCGUCUUCAGUUGCUGUGA
Messenger RNA from Prosopis cineraria, 372 nucleotides. RefSeq names its product peroxidase 49-like. The transcript is spliced from 2 exons. Gene Ontology annotation, molecular function: peroxidase activity; heme binding. The record is from RefSeq and is a predicted model, not a curated record. Gene Ontology annotation, biological process: response to oxidative stress. Lineage: Eukaryota; Viridiplantae; Streptophyta; Magnoliopsida; Fabales; Fabaceae. Bases 1 to 372 code for a protein of 123 amino acids.